Messenger RNA from Mus caroli (Ryukyu mouse), 5998 nucleotides. RefSeq names its product integrin subunit beta 4 (gene Itgb4). Gene Ontology annotation, biological process: cell-matrix adhesion; integrin-mediated signaling pathway; cell adhesion mediated by integrin. Gene Ontology annotation, molecular function: integrin binding. Gene Ontology annotation, cellular component: focal adhesion; cell surface; integrin complex. Lineage: Eukaryota; Metazoa; Chordata; Mammalia; Rodentia; Muridae. The record is from RefSeq and is a predicted model, not a curated record.
GGACUGACCCAGCUGGGCUCACUGUAUUAAAAAGCGGAUCCGCGACCCGGUGUGGCCGGGAGACCCGAUCCGGGAGCCUGGACGGGUGGGGAAGCCGGAGCCCCGGUCUGUGCUUCAGGGAAGAGUGGCUCCUCCUCCAGCCCCCUCCGCGGCGGCUCGGGGCUCGGGGCCGGCGCCGGUUGAGCCGCAGCCCUUUCCGGGGGGCGGGCCUGGCGGCUGCGGCGACACCCCAGCUCCUGCCCCGACAGGUGCGCGCAGCGCGCAGGAAUGCAGUCCGCCUGACUCACCAGCGCCUCCUUCCUACCUGCGCCGCCCGUCCAUAAAGCGCUGCUGGCUCCCGCCCGCCGCCGCCCGCCCUGCUGCCCCGCCGGGCUCGCCCGCGCGCUCAGCUCGACCCAACGCAGCCCAAGUCCGAGGAAGUCCCACUAAGGAGGAGGAGGAUGGCAGGGCCCUGUUGCAGCCCAUGGGUGAAGCUGCUGCUGCUGGCAGCAAUGCUGAGUGCCAGCCUCCCUGGAGACCUGGCCAACCGCUGCAAGAAGGCUCAGGUGAAGAGCUGUACCGAGUGCAUCCGGGUGGACAAGAGCUGUGCCUACUGCACAGACGAGCUGUUCAAGGAGAGGCGCUGCAACACCCAGGCGGAGCUUCUGGCUGCAGGCUGCCGGGGAGAAAGCAUACUGGUCAUGGAGAGCAGCCUUGAAAUCACAGAGAACACCCAGAUCGACACCAGCCUGCACCGCAGCCAGGUAUCUCCCCAAGGCCUGCAAGUCCGGCUGCGGCCGGGUGAGGAGCGCAGCUUUAUGUUCCAGGUGUUUGAGCCCCUGGAGAGCCCCGUGGAUCUGUAUAUCCUCAUGGACUUCUCCAACUCCAUGUCUGACGAUCUGGACAACCUCAAGCAGAUGGGGCAGAACCUGGCCAAGAUCCUGCGUCAGCUCACCAGCGACUACACCAUUGGAUUUGGAAAGUUUGUGGACAAAGUCAGUGUCCCUCAGACAGACAUGAGGCCCGAGAAACUGAAGGAGCCCUGGCCCAACAGUGAUCCCCCAUUCUCCUUCAAGAACGUUAUCAGCUUAACAGAGAAUGUGGAAGAAUUCUGGAACAAACUGCAAGGAGAACGCAUCUCGGGCAACCUGGACGCUCCUGAAGGGGGCUUCGAUGCCAUCCUGCAGACAGCCGUGUGCACAAGGGACAUUGGCUGGAGGGCUGACAGCACCCACCUGCUGGUGUUCUCCACCGAGUCUGCCUUCCACUACGAGGCUGAUGGUGCCAACGUGCUGGCCGGCAUCAUGAACCGCAAUGAUGAGAAAUGCCACCUGGACGCCUCGGGCGCCUACACCCAAUACAAGACACAGGACUACCCAUCAGUGCCCACGCUGGUUCGCCUGCUUGCCAAGCAUAACAUCAUCCCCAUCUUUGCUGUCACCAACUACUCUUACAGCUACUAUGAGAAGCUCCAUAAGUAUUUCCCCGUCUCCUCUCUGGGAGUCCUGCAAGAGGAUUCAUCCAACAUCGUGGAGCUGCUGGAGGAGGCCUUCUAUCGAAUUCGCUCCAACCUGGACAUCCGGGCUCUGGACAGCCCCAGAGGCCUGAGAACAGAGGUCACCUCCGAUUCUCUCCAGAAGACGGAGACUGGGUCCUUUCACAUCAAGCGGGGGGAAGUGGGCACAUACAAUGUGCAUCUUCGGGCAGUGGAGGACAUAGAUGGAACACAUGUGUGCCAGAUGGCUAAAGAAGACCAAGGGGGCAACAUCCACCUGAAACCCUCCUUCUCUGAUGGCCUCCGGAUGGAUGCGAGUGUGAUCUGUGACGUGUGCCCCUGUGAGCUGCAAAAGGAAGUUCGAUCAGCUCGCUGUCACUUCAGAGGAGACUUCAUGUGUGGACAUUGUGUAUGCAAUGAGGGCUGGAGUGGCAAAACCUGCAACUGCUCCACGGGCUCUCUGAGUGACACACAGCCCUGCCUGCGCGAGGGUGAGGACAAACCAUGCUCGGGCCACGGCGAGUGCCAGUGCGGACGCUGUGUGUGCUACGGUGAAGGCCGCUACGAGGGUCACUUCUGCGAGUAUGACAACUUCCAGUGUCCCCGGACCUCUGGAUUCCUGUGCAAUGACCGGGGACGCUGUUCCAUGGGAGAGUGUGUGUGUGAGCCUGGUUGGACAGGUCGCAGCUGUGACUGUCCUCUCAGCAAUGCCACCUGCAUCGAUAGCAACGGGGGCAUCUGCAACGGCCGAGGCUACUGUGAGUGUGGCCGUUGUCACUGCAACCAGCAGUCGCUCUACACGGACACCACCUGUGAGAUCAACUACUCUGCGAUACGCCUGGGUCUCUGUGAGGACCUCCGCUCCUGUGUACAGUGCCAGGCCUGGGGCACCGGGGAGAAGAAAGGGCGCGCGUGUGACGAUUGCAGCUUUAAAGUCAAGAUGGUAGAUGAGCUUAAGAAAGAAGAGGUGGUGGAGUACUGCUCCUUCCGGGACGAGGAUGACGACUGCACUUACAGGUACAACAUCGAGGGCGACGGCAGCCCUGGGCCCAACAGCACUGUCCUGGUCCACAAGAAGAAAGACUGCCCUCCCGGCUCCUUCUGGUGGCUCAUCCCCUUGCUCAUCUUCCUCCUGUUGCUCCUGGCGUUGCUUCUGCUGCUCUGCUGGAAAUACUGUGCCUGCUGUAAAGCCUGCCUGGGGCUUCUUCCUUGCUGCAACCGAGGUCACAUGGUGGGCUUUAAGGAAGACCACUAUAUGCUUCGGGAGAACCUGAUGGCCUCCGACCACCUGGACACGCCCAUGCUACGAAGCGGGAACCUCAAGGGCCGAGACACGGUCCGCUGGAAGAUCACCAACAAUGUGCAGCGCCCUGGCUUUGCCACCCAUGCCUCCAGCACCAGCCCCACGGAGCUCGUACCCUACGGGCUGUCCCUGCGCCUUGGCCGCCUCUGCACUGAGAACCUCAUGAAGCCGGGCACCCGAGAGUGUGACCAGCUACGCCAGGAGGUGGAGGAAAAUCUGAAUGAGGUGUAUAGACAGGUCAGCGGCGCACACAAGCUCCAGCAGACAAAGUUCCGACAGCAGCCCAACGCCGGGAAAAAGCAAGACCACACCAUUGUGGACACAGUGUUGCUGGCGCCCCGCUCGGCCAAGCAGAUGCUGCUGAAGCUGACAGAGAAGCAGGUGGAACAGGGGUCCUUCCAUGAACUGAAGGUAGCCCCUGGCUACUACACCGUCACGGCAGAGCAGGAUGCCCGGGGCAUGGUGGAGUUCCAGGAGGGCGUGGAGCUGGUGGAUGUGCGCGUGCCCCUCUUCAUCCGGCCUGAGGAUGAUGAUGAGAAGCAGCUGCUGGUGGAGGCCAUUGAUGUCCCUGUGGGCACUGCCACCCUUGGUCGCCGUCUGGUCAACAUCACCAUUAUCAAGGAACAAGCUAGUGGGGUGGUGUCCUUCGAGCAGCCUGAAUACUCGGUGAGUCGUGGAGACCAGGUGGCCCGCAUCCCUGUCAUCCGGCACAUCCUGGACAAUGGAAAGUCCCAGGUCUCCUACAGCACACAGGAUAAUACAGCACACGGACACCGGGAUUAUGUCCCUGUGGAGGGAGAGCUGCUGUUCUACCCUGGGGAGACCUGGAAAGAGUUGCAGGUGAAGCUCCUGGAGCUGCAGGAGGUUGACUCCCUCCUGCGUGGCCGCCAGGUUCGCCGCUUCCAAGUCCAACUCAGCAACCCCAAGUUCGGAGCCCGCCUGGGCCAGCCCAGCACAGCCACUGUUAUUCUCGGUGAGCAUGAUGAAAUGGACAGGAGUCUCAUAAAUCAGACACUUUCAUCGUCUCCGCCACCCCAUGGAGACCUGGGCGCCCCACAGAACCCCAAUGCCAAGGCUGCCGGGUCCAGGAAGAUCCAUUUCAACUGGCUGCCCCCUCCUGGCAAGCCAAUGGGGUACAGGGUGAAGUACUGGAUCCAGGGCGACUCGGAGUCCGAAGCUCACCUUCUAGACAGCAAGGUGCCCUCAGUGGAACUCACCAACCUGUAUCCCUAUUGCGACUACGAAAUGAAGGUGUGUGCCUAUGGGGCCCAGGGUGAGGGGCCCUAUAGCUCACUGGUGUCCUGCCGCACCCACCAGGAAGUACCCAGCGAGCCAGGGAGGCUGGCUUUCAAUGUAGUCUCUUCUACGGUGACGCAGCUGAGCUGGGCAGAGCCAGCUGAGACCAAUGGCGAGAUCACUGCCUACGAGGUCUGCUAUGGACUGGUCAACGAGGACAACCGACCCAUUGGACCUAUGAAGAAGGUGCUCGUGGACAACCCCAAGAACCGGAUGCUGCUCAUUGAGAAUCUGCGAGAAUCCCAGCCAUACCGAUACACGGUGAAGGCGCGCAAUGGGGCGGGAUGGGGACCCGAGAGAGAGGCUAUCAUCAACCUGGCCACACAGCCCAAGCGGCCCAUGUCCAUCCCUAUCAUCCCAGAUAUCCCCAUAGUGGACGCCCAGGGUGGAGAAGACUAUGAGAACUUCCUCAUGUACAGUGACGACGUCCUGCGGUCCCCAGCCAGCAGCCAGAGGCCCAGCGUUUCUGAUGACACUGAGCACCUGGUGAAUGGCCGGAUGGACUUUGCCUAUCCAGGCAGCGCCAACUCCCUGCACAGAAUGACUGCAGCCAAUGUGGCCUAUGGCACGCAUCUGAGCCCACACCUAUCCCACCGAGUGCUGAGCACGUCCUCCACCCUUACCCGGGACUACCACUCUCUGACACGCACAGAGCACUCCCACUCAGGCACACUUCCCAGGGACUACUCCACCCUCACUUCCCUUUCCUCCCAAGAUUCCCGUGGAGCUGUGGGUGUGCCCGACACACCCACUCGGCUGGUGUUCUCCGCCCUGGGGCCCACGUCUUUGAAGGUCAGCUGGCAGGAGCCACAGUGUGAUCGGACAUUGCUGGGCUACAGUGUGGAAUACCAGCUACUAAACGGCGGCGAGAUGCAUCGGCUCAACAUCCCUAACCCUGGCCAAACCUCGGUGGUGGUAGAGGAUCUCCUGCCUAACCACUCCUAUGUGUUUCGGGUACGGGCCCAGAGCCAGGAGGGCUGGGGCCGAGAGCGAGAAGGUGUCAUCACCAUUGAGUCACAGGUGCACCCGCAGAGCCCUCUCUGCCCCCUGCCAGGCUCAGCCUUCACUCUGAGCACCCCCAGCGCCCCGGGACCGCUGGUGUUCACUGCCCUAAGCCCAGACUCCCUGCAGCUCAGCUGGGAGCGGCCUAGGAGGCCCAAUGGAGAUAUCCUUGGCUACCUGGUGACCUGUGAGAUGGCCCAAGGAGGAGCACCAGCCAGGACCUUCCGGGUGGACGGAGACAACCCUGAGAGCCGGUUGACUGUACCUGGCCUCAGUGAGAAUGUUCCUUACAAGUUCAAGGUUCAGGCCAGGACGACCGAGGGCUUCGGGCCAGAGCGUGAGGGCAUCAUCACCAUCGAGUCUCAGGAUGGAGGCCCCUUCCCACAGCUGGGCAGCCAUUCUGGGCUCUUCCAGAACCCAGUGCAAAGUGAGUUCAGCAGCGUGACCAGCACGCACAGCACCACGACUGAGCCCUUCCUCAUGGAUGGUCUAACCCUGGGGACCCAGCGCCUGGAAGCAGGAGGCUCCCUCACCCGGCAUGUGACCCAGGAAUUCGUGACCCGGACCUUAACGGCCAGUGGCUCUCUCAGCACUCAUAUGGACCAACAGUUCUUCCAAACCUGAACCUCCCCCGCCCCCCAGCCACCUGGGCCCCUCCUUGCCUCCUCUCCUAGUGCCUUCUUCCUCUGCAGUUCUACCCAUGAGUUUGCUGACCACAGAGCCAGCCCCUGUAGUCGGAGACCAGGGGUAGGUGCUGUCUAGGAAGCAUAAAGUGGGUAGAGGUGACACAGGUCUUUCUGACUGCAUCCCACCCUGGGUCCAAUCCCACAUGUAACCAAAAAAAAAAAAAAAAAAACAACUGGAGCUGGCACAAGGCCCCAGCCUUUUGCUCUGCACUUAAUAAAAGGUUUUGCUACUGCUUA